Messenger RNA from Cinara cedri, 168 nucleotides. Lineage: Eukaryota; Metazoa; Arthropoda; Insecta; Hemiptera; Aphididae. The record is from the annotation of a GenBank genome assembly.
AUGGCAAAAACACUUAAUGAAACUUACUCCCAAAGAUGGAGAGAAAUAAAGCAAUUACUUCGCUAUAAAUCACCUAAUCUCCCUAUUAAACAAUUAGAUGGCAGAUUAGCUACUUUGGAUAUCGAAAAAGCUGAACUUUUUAAGGAUCAUCUUGCUAAUACAUUUUAA